AUGGCGAACCUCGAGCCGGUGGAGAAGACCGCGGUCGUGUCGGACUCGACCGGCGCCGAUGCGGUGCCAGCAAUUCGGGCGCGGCCGACUCGCUCCAGUUCGGCGCAGCUCGCCUUGGAGCCCACCGCGCUCUUAAAUCGCCUCGAGACCAUGCUCCUCGGCAACCAACCCGUCCCCGCACCCUCCAACGAGGUCAGCAUCGUCGGCGAGGUCACCAACGGCAUCAUCAUCGCCGCGAAAGCUGCCGUAAACACGCUCUUUUCGUCGCAGCGGCGCGGCGCGCUGAUGGCUCUCCAGAUAAAGAACCUGAAGAAGGCUGCGCUGGCGUACCUUGUGUGGGACCUACGCGGCGAGCUGGCGGGCGCGCGACUCGAGCAGGCGGUCGUGUACGGCAAGCGGCUCGAGACGCACGCGAGCGGCGUGGACAAGGAGUUGGGCAAGUGCAAGCGGCGGCAGGCGGGCGCGGAGGCGCUUCUCGCUGUCGUUCCAGAAACGUUGCAGGACGUGCCCACGCCAGAGGAGCCCGCGGUCGAGGAGGAGCCGGCGGUCGAGGACCUGCCGGCCAGCGACUCCCGUCCCGACGACGCGUCUUCGGACAGCGAUCGGGAAAGCGUCUUCGAACGUCGGGUGACCCGUCGGAUGAUCGACGCCGGCCUGAACGAGGCGCAAUUCGAUGAUAUGCGGAACGUUUACGGGAUUCAGCUCGCCCACGAGGACAAGUGCCACGAGUGUGCCAAGCUGCAGGCUCGGGCAGUGAAACUGUAUGAUAUGCUCCUCCCGUACCUCGAGCGCGACUGGGUGCCACUGGAGGAGGCAUUCCAGCGGCUCGACCUUAUAGCUGCUCGGGAGCGCUCGGGUACCCUGGGUCGUGGGUAUGAUAGUGACACAACAUAUGUGUGA
Molecule: messenger RNA, 900 nt
Organism: Emiliania huxleyi CCMP1516
Lineage: Eukaryota; Haptophyta; Isochrysidales; Noelaerhabdaceae
Exons: 1
Coding region: 1-900 (299 amino acids)
Source: RefSeq, a predicted model, not a curated record